This is a messenger RNA of Eucalyptus grandis, 686 nucleotides long. RefSeq lists its product as uncharacterized. The record is from RefSeq and is a predicted model, not a curated record. Gene Ontology annotation, biological process: mitochondrial respiratory chain complex III assembly. The coding region runs from base 33 to 512 and encodes 159 amino acids. The transcript has a single exon. Lineage: Eukaryota; Viridiplantae; Streptophyta; Magnoliopsida; Myrtales; Myrtaceae.
GUCAACAACAAACCGAUCGCAGACACGGAGCGAUGAACGCGAAGCUCCAGAAAUGGCGGAAUCUCUCGAUCCUUUGGAGCGCUGCGAAGCAAAGCGACGCCGCCUCCGCCUCCGCCUCCGUCUCCCGCGCCCUGCACCACGGGCCGGACACAGUUGAAGAGCUCCUGGACAGGCACGUCGUCAAGAAGGAGAAGAAGUCCCUGGACGAGGAGGAGGAGGAACUCCUCGCGGCGCGGCGGCUCACCAGCACGCGGCGGGAGGCGCUGGCCCUGUACCGGGACAUCCUCCGGGCGACGCGGUUCUUCCCGUGGCCCGACCAGCGCGGCGUGCCGUGGCGGGAUGUGCUGAGGGAGAACGCGCGGAGGGAGUUCGAGGAGGCGCGGUUCGAGCGGGACCCCGAGGUGGUGACGCGGCUGCUGAUCGGGGGGAGGGACGCCGUGGAGGCGGCUCUCGAGAAGCUCGCCGAGAAGCAACGGCAGCAGGUCGAGAAGGAUCGCGGAGAUGGGCGGUGAUCGAGCGGAUCGAACGAUGUACGAAUUGUGAUGCCGUCUCUUACUUUUUCUCUCUCUCUUUCUCUUUCUCUUUCGCCCCUUAAUUGAAUAAUAAGAAUGAUGAAUCCCGAUCGGAUUCUGUGCGUCUCUCUGCUUGAAUGGCUGGACCUCGUGAUCUGGUCAGAAAAUUUAGGU